UUACAGUUUUCACUUCUCAUCAGAGAUCACUGCUUCUCAUGUGCACUUGCGGCAAGUACAACAUCUAUGAGCAGAGCUGUCACAGGAGUGUAACGCGAUAAAAAAAAAAAAUUGUUUUUGUUUGCAUUCAGUAACACGAAGGAAUGUGAAAUAAUAGUUUAUCGUCGCCAUGGCUGUUUGUGUUGCUAUUAUAGGCAAAGAUAAUUCGCCAAAAUAUAUAUCAUGCUUGAACCCAGAACUCGAACUGCAGUUUCACUACAAGGUUCAUACUUCUCUAGAUGUAGUUGAAGAAAAAUUGACAUCAGUUGGUAAAACUACGGCAGAUGUUAGAGAAUUAUAUCUUGGUUUGUUAUACUCAACAGAAGAACAUAAAAUAUUCGGGUAUGUAACAAACACAAAAAUCAAAUUUAUAAUUGUUGUUGAAUCCUCAAACACUCUCCUGCGAGACAAUGAAGUCAGAACGGUAAGUCAUAUAAGCCUGAUCGAUACUGAAAAACUCAUAUAUUCUGCAAUUAAAAGAGCGAUUCCAAAUGUGGCAUUUUUCAGAUGUUUCGGAAACUACACAGCCUAUAUACUGAUGUGGUGUGUAAUCCAUUUUACAUACCAGGGGAUGUUAUUACAUCAAAAAAUUUCGACACAACAGUGAGAAAUAUGAUGACUGGAAAUGCAUGACUGUACAACACCUUUAUUUAUUUGAGGCUGGAGUUGAAGCUAAGGAAAAAUUUGAAGUGCAGAUGUAUGCUGGAAAUAUACGAAAACAAAGGAUGCAAAUACAUUCCCAUGCCUCUGCUAUUGAAAAUUUUUAAUCCUUUUUAUGUGGGACCCAAACACAGCAUUGCACUGAAUAAGGUGUGAUUUCAUCAUUAUACGAUAGUUGUUCUGUGAUGGAUAUAUUGUGCAGUUUUUUCCCUAUGUAAUAUUGUAGAAUAUGUUAUAACUUUUCCUUUUGAUAAAAUAAAAUUAUUUUUCAACUCA
This is a messenger RNA of Schistocerca gregaria, 975 nucleotides long. Its product is annotated as trafficking protein particle complex subunit 2-like protein. Lineage: Eukaryota; Metazoa; Arthropoda; Insecta; Orthoptera; Acrididae. The coding region runs from base 170 to 646 and encodes 158 amino acids. The record is from RefSeq and is a predicted model, not a curated record. Gene Ontology annotation, biological process: endoplasmic reticulum to Golgi vesicle-mediated transport. Gene Ontology annotation, cellular component: TRAPP complex; nucleus; cytoplasm. The transcript is spliced from 4 exons.